CAAACCCCAUCAACGAAUAUGAAAACAGAAAAUAGAUUCCAAAAUCUUUAAUCAUUCUAAGCUGGAAUGUAGGUUUAAUUAAGGCAAAUGCAUUCAAAGAAAUUAAGUUAUUAAAACCACAUACUUUAAGAAGUGAGGAAUAAGGCAAUAAGAUAUUGUGAAAUAUAAAUAUUUGAUAAUAAAAGAAAAGGAUAAGCUAGGUAUCUAAUUGGGAAUUCAUUAGCAAUUUAAUAGUAGAUAUAAAAAAUCUUAGUUAAAAAGAUACGAAUAAUGAAUAUGAACCUAAUCUUCUGAUUUAUCCACAUUGU
This is a messenger RNA of Paramecium octaurelia, 308 nucleotides long. NCBI's taxonomy places the organism in Eukaryota, Ciliophora, Oligohymenophorea, Peniculida, Parameciidae. The record is from the annotation of a GenBank genome assembly.